This is a messenger RNA of Mytilus trossulus (common blue mussel), 4298 nucleotides long. RefSeq names its product double-stranded RNA-specific editase 1-like. The record is from RefSeq and is a predicted model, not a curated record. NCBI's taxonomy places the organism in Eukaryota, Metazoa, Mollusca, Bivalvia, Mytilida, Mytilidae. Bases 65 to 787 code for a protein of 240 amino acids. Gene Ontology annotation, biological process: regulation of regulatory ncRNA processing; siRNA processing. Gene Ontology annotation, molecular function: siRNA binding; double-stranded RNA binding. The transcript has 3 exons. Gene Ontology annotation, cellular component: RISC complex; nucleus; cytoplasm.
CUCUAUUCAAGGAAACACACAAUGGUGUUGUAGUCCUGACCAACUGAUUUUGCUGCAAUCAACAAUGGACGGUGAAGGUGAUGUGAAGAUGGAAAGCAUGCCUAGUGCGAGCAAUGGAAAUAGUGAUGUAAAACCACCUGUGAAAACUUCAGUCAUGGUUAUGCCAACUGGACCUGCUCCCAUGAUAUCCAAUAAACAUCCUGUCAUGCAUCUAAAUGAACUCACACAAGAAAGUAAAUUUGAAUUAGUGUCUGAAGACAAGGAAACUGGCCCAAGCAACAAGAAACGUAGAGUCUACACUAUGAUGUUGAUGUGUAAAAAUGAAAAAUUCCAAGGAAUUGGUCAGAGCAAAAAGAUUGCUAAAGAGGAAGCUGCUAAAUAUGCUCUGCUGAAACUGUUUAACAUCCUGUAUAUUCCAGAUGCUAGCAUGUCUUCAUUUGUACCAGAGGGUAUGGUGCUAGGAAAGAGACCUGGGGAAGAGUCACCUCAAGCUGCAGAACCAGGAAGUAAAAAGAAAAAGAAGAAUAAGGAAGCUGAAGGUCCAAAGAAUCCCGUGAUGAGACUGCAUGAGUUACGUUCAGGUCUUGAAUAUGUGGUAGAAUCUCAGUCAGGUCCAGUACAUGCCCCUGUGUUCGUAAUGAGUGUAGUUGUGGAUGGUCUUAAGUAUGAAGGGUGUGGCAAUUCAAAAAAGAAGGCAAAAGUUGAUGUGGCUUCAAAGGCACUAAAUGCUGUAGAGCCGCCUGUAGCUGAACAAACUAUCAAAUGUGAACCAUCUACUACAACGUAGCUACGUUUAUAAAAAAUCUCUGUAAAUAUAAUUAUUCAGUGUGGAAACAUUUCAUUUGGUUUUUGUUAUGUUUAGUACCAGUAAUAAGUGUUUUUACAUAACUUAAAUGCAGCGUGCUACACAAUGGUUAUAGAAUUGCAUUUUAUGUAUUGUCAUUUUAAAGUUUCAAAUUGAUAAGUCAAUUUUAUUUUUUCCCAUUCAUAUUUUAUCAAUAUUUGAAUGGAAACAUGUUAUAGAAAAAAAUCCUGCUGUCUGUGUAUAUUGUAAUUUAUUCAAACGAAAAUUAUAGACUUUGUUAGAGGAUAGUUUUAAAUAACAUGAGCGUGCAUAUGCACUUUCUUCAUUGAAGAAAAUAUGACAUUUUCAAUGUCAGUUACUUAUUAUGUUGUUUUUGUCUAGUUUUUUAGCUUUGUAUUUACUUGAUUUUCAUAUUUUUUGGUACUACACUAGUAACUAAAUUUUAUUGUGAAAAAAAACUUAAAAGCUUAUUAUUUGGUUUCAAGUCAACAAUCUAAAAUGACCAUUUAUUUUAUAAGGACAAUUGGAAACAGUAUAUGGAUGAUCACUUUUGAUCAUUGGGACCAUUUAUCUUUUUUAUUUCAUAUCCCUGGUGCAAAACCAAUUCCUGAUAACUAUUUUCUAUCAUCAGUCGUACAUGUAUUACAAAAAUGUAUCAUCAAUAAACAAAGUUUUAGAAGAAUGCCAGGUCAGACACUUGCCUUAUAACCUCUGACCUUUGUGUUAUCAUACUUAUCAUGGGCUAUCAUCACAUUUAAUGAACUCCUUGGGAUAGUUGAAUUUAUGUAUCAUUUUUCUUCUAUGGUAAUAGAGUAACAUAAAGUUGUAUUGUAUAUAAAUUAGUUUGUUUGUAUUUCAUUCAAAAGUCAUAGGAAUUCCACCCUUAUAAUUCAGUUCCUUUCUUUUUUUUUCACUAUCAUUAUUUUUUAGAUAAGUUCAUUUUAUCCUUUUUUACCUCAAUACAGAGAUAACAUUUUUACAGAAUGGAAAAUUUGUCUUUGUUAAAAUAAGUCCUUAUCAUCAAUUGGCCAAUUAAACACAACCAUGAGGUGUAAGUAUUAUAUAAUAUACUGCAAACAAAUUUAGGGAAUAUUUAAACAUGCCUUAGUAUUUUAAUGAAAACUUCUGUCUUUAUACAUUGUACCAAACUUGAACUGUCUGUUAUGUUGAUUAUGUCUUAAACAAAAGUUUAUAGAUCUUUUGUCAGAUGAUUGCUUGUUUUGUUUUAUUGGAUUGCCUUCUCAAUGAUGUAGAUGAUUUCUUGUUUAAUAUUGGAUUGCCUUCUCAAUGAUUUUUUUUUAUACGACCGCAAAUUUAAAAAAAAAUUUCGUCGUAUAUUGCUAUCACGUUGGCGUCGUCGUCUGCAUCGUCGUCCGAAUACUUUUAGUUUUCGCACUCUAACUUUAGUAAAAGUGAAUAGAAAUCUAUGAAAUUUUAACACAAGGUUUAUGACCACAAAAGGAAGGUUGGUAUUGAUUUUGGGAGUUUUGGUCCCAACAUUAUAGGAAUUAGGGGCCAAAAAGGACCCAAAUAAGCAUUUUCUUGGUUUUCGCACUAUAACUUGAGUUUAAGGUAAUAGAAAUCUAUGAAAUUUUGACACAAGGUUUAUGACCACAAAAGAAAGGUUGAUAGUGAUUUUGGGAGUUUUGGUUUCAACAGUUUAGGAAUAAGGGGCCAAAAAAGGGCCCAAAUAAGCAUUAUUCUUGGUUUUCGCACAAUAACUUUAGUUUAAGUUAAUAGAAAUCCAUGAAAUUUAGACACAAUGUUUAUGACCACAAAAGGAAGGUUGGUAUUGAUUCUGGGAGUUUAGGUCCCAUUAGUUUAGGAAUUAGGGGCCAAAAAGGGACCCAAAUAAGCAUUUUUCUUGGUUUUUGCACCAUAACGUUAGUUCAAGUAAAUAGAAAUCUAUGAAAUUUAAACACAAGGUUUAUGACCAUAAAAGGAAGGUUGAUAGUGAUUUUGGGAGUUUUGGUCCCAACCGUUUAGGAAUAAGGGGCCCAAAGGGUCCAAAAUUAAACUUUGUUUGAUUUCAUCAAAAUUGAAUAAUUGGGGUUCUUUGAUAUGCCGAAUCUAACUGUGUAUGUAGAUUCUUAACUUUUGGUCCCGUUUUCAAAUUGGUCUACAUUAAGGUCCAAAGGGUCCAAAAUUAAACUUAGUUUGAUUUUGACAAAAAAUGAAUCGGUUGGGUUCUUUGAUAUACUGAAUCUAAAAAUGUACUUAGAUUCUUGAUUAUUGGCCCAGUUUUCAAGUUGGUCCAAAUCGGGGUCCAAAAUUAAACUUUGUUUGAUUUCAUCAUAAAUUGAAUAAAUGGGGUUCUUUUAUAUGCCAAAUCUAACUGUGUGUGUAGAUUCGUCAUUUUUGGUCCUGUUUUCAAAUUGGUCUACAUUAAAGUCCAAAGGGUCCAAAAUUAAACUAAGUUUGAUUUUAACAAAAAUUGAAAUCUUGGGGUUCUUUAAUAUGCUGAAUCCAAACAUGUACUUAGAUUUUUGAUUAUGGGCCCAGUUUUCAAGUUGGUCCAAAUCAGGAUCUAAAAUUAUUAUAUUAAGUAUUGUGCAAUAGCAAGUCUUUUCAAUUGCACAGUAUUGCGCAAUGGCAAGAAAUAUCUAAUUGCACAAUAUUGUGAAAUAGCAAUUUUUUUUUUUAAUUAGAGUUAUCUUUCUUUGUCCAGAAUAGUAAGCAAGAAAUAUCUAAUUGCAAGAAUUUUUUUUAUUUGGAGUUAUCUUUCUUUGUCCAGAAUCAACUUAAAUCUUUGUUAUAUACAAUAUACAAUGUAUAUUCACUUUUUACUACCAACUGAUAAAUUAAAAUAAUCUUUACCAUUCGGUGAUAUUAAACAAGCAGUUUUUUUACAUCUUAAUAUUUUAUGAUGUAUUUAAAUGAGUAGUUAUUGUUGCAAACUCCAUUAGAAAUUUUAAUUGAGAUUAGUUUUAGAAUAUGGGAAAGGGGGAUGUGAUUAAAAAAAUUGGGUUCAAUUUUCUCAUUUGAAAUUUCAUAAAUAAAUAGAAAAUUUCUUCAAACAUUUUUUUGAGAGGAUAAAUAUUCAACAGCAUAGUGAAUUGCUCUAAGAGAAAACAAAAAAAUUUAAGUUCAUUAGAACACAUUCAUUCUGUGUCAGAAACCUAUGCUGUGUCAACUAUUUAAUCACAAUCCAAAUUUAGAGCUGAAUCCAGCUUGAAUGUUGUGUCCAUAAUUGCCCCAACCGUUCAGGGUUCAACCUCUGCGGUCGUAUAAAGCUACGCCCUGCGGAGCAUCUGGUCUCACCUUAUAGAUAAGUUUGUCAUCAACACAUUUAUAUAAUAGUACUAACUGCUAAGAUUUCACACAAAUUCAUAUUUUUUUUACAUUCAACAACUUUUUGUUUUUAUAACAUAGUUAUAUUGUUCAUGAUCAAAAGAUUAUUUUGAUGUCUGAGGAAACAAAACUUGAUAAUAGCAAGAUAAGCUAUAAUUUGUACGAGUUAUCAUAGAAUUGACAAAUAAAAAGUAAACAAUGA